AUGCAUUACUAUCUCCACUACCUCUACACUGGCCCGAUCUUCUUCAUGGACGGACAUGCCAUGGGAGACUUGCACGUCAUCGGCGCGGAUGCGUAUUCCCUGGACAAUGUCAUUUUGCGUUUCUUUUUUUGAAGUCGAUGUACAAAGACAGUAGCUACGUAGUAUCCUGACCUCGAUGUCGUCGAGACAAUCUACAGCGCCACUGGUCCUGCCUCCUCAGGCCGCAGACUCAUGGUAGGAAUCUACAUCCGACUCGUACCGUCCGAGCGGAUCAACGGUCAGCAUAUGCUCCGUGAGUUCAAGGAGGAUCUGCUCGGGCAGCUGAUGGUGGCAUCGGCGGCGAGGCGUGGUCUGAGGUAUGAGGAGGUGUUCCCUCCCCUUGAGACCACCGACUAUUAUCAAGAAGAGGAGGAGGAGGACUAG
Molecule: messenger RNA, 423 nt
Organism: Lecanosticta acicola
Lineage: Eukaryota; Fungi; Ascomycota; Dothideomycetes; Mycosphaerellales; Mycosphaerellaceae
Source: the annotation of a GenBank genome assembly